AUGGUUGCGUUCAAACUUUUGCUCGCUGCUACAGUCAGCGGAAUUGUCACUGCGUGGCCUGAACCCACUGCCGUUGCAAAUCUCGACAAUCGUGCCAUCGACUGCUCCAAAUUGACAGGAUGCCUCGGCGUACUGAAGAAGAUUGGCCCACCAGCAAGCACUUUCUGCCGGUCGUACCUAAAAGUUCCGGGAACGAAAACAUCGACCACGACAAUCACACCCAUUGCCAUCUCGGUAUGCGGCGGCGGUUUGCAAAAGCGAGGAGAGAGCCACGACCUUGAGAACCCGAGUGUGGAAGACAUCGAGAAACGCACCAACGUCCUUCCUCUUCUCGCCGCUUUUGCUGCUGCGAAGAUCUCAGAGGGAUGUAGUUGUCUCAAUCUGAAGCCCACAGCUACACAGCUCGCCACGUUCACUGCUCCUGCAACGGUACUUUUCAUCUCGCGCUAA
Messenger RNA from Parastagonospora nodorum SN15, 450 nucleotides. RefSeq lists its product as hypothetical. The transcript is spliced from 2 exons. Bases 1 to 450 code for a protein of 149 amino acids. The record is from RefSeq and is a predicted model, not a curated record. NCBI's taxonomy places the organism in Eukaryota, Fungi, Ascomycota, Dothideomycetes, Pleosporales, Phaeosphaeriaceae.